Messenger RNA from Solanum verrucosum, 590 nucleotides. RefSeq names its product membrane-anchored ubiquitin-fold protein 6-like. The transcript is spliced from 4 exons. The record is from RefSeq and is a predicted model, not a curated record. Gene Ontology annotation, molecular function: protein binding. Bases 146 to 502 code for a protein of 118 amino acids. NCBI's taxonomy places the organism in Eukaryota, Viridiplantae, Streptophyta, Magnoliopsida, Solanales, Solanaceae.
GAUUUUGCCAGUUAGAUUCAGGUUAUUAUAAUCCUAACCCUUCUGUUUCAAGAUUCUUUCUAUAUCAAUCAAAGAACAUCUAGUGAGGAAAUUUUGAAGUGGGAAUUUGUUUGUGUUUAUUGGUUGAUGAAAAAUUGAUAAUUGGAUGGCUGUACAAGAGCUGGUUGAGAUCAAAUUUAGGCUUGCUGAUGGAAGUGAUAUUGGGCCAAAUAAGUAUGCAUCUAGCACUACAGUGGCAUCUCUCAAAGAUAAGUUGAUUGCACAGUGGCCAAAAGAUAAAGAUAAUGGUCCAAGGACGACAAAUGACGUGAAGCUUAUAAAUGCUGGAAGGAUCCUUGAAAAUAGUAAAACUCUUGGUGAAACCAGACUUCCAGCCAUUGAAGUUCCAGGAGGUGUCAUCACUAUGCAUGUUGUUGUACGGCCUCCCGUUAAUGAUAGAAACAAUGAUAAGCUGAAGGACGAUUCCCUUAAAAAAGGCGGGUGUGCUUGUACAAUCUUGUAAUUCAGUAAUGGAAUUGUUCCACUUUUGUUAUAUUUCAUGGUGCUAUAUAAUUUUCAGUUGGAGAGUCUUUUGGAUGCAUUAACAAGUA